Molecule: messenger RNA, 1065 nt
Organism: Acytostelium subglobosum LB1
Lineage: Eukaryota; Evosea; Eumycetozoa; Acytosteliales; Acytosteliaceae
Exons: 2
Source: RefSeq, a predicted model, not a curated record
AUGGUGUAUUUCUCUAAUAAUCAAUACCAAUCAAUCACUUUAAUAUUAUUAAUAUUUAUUAGUGUAAAUAUUAAUCUACUUGUAAAUUCUGAGAGAGCACGAUUGUCACCUGUGUGCUGCGAUACCACGUGCCCUGUCGACCAGGUUUGUCUAUCAUGUACAGGACAACCAAAGUGUAUACCAAUAUGUAGGUUCUUGAAAUGUCCUAUAAACACUAAGUGUACAAUUGCAUUGGGAUUUGAUGGAUUGUAUCAGCCACGUUGUACAAUGAUCACUGCUACCUCAGGAGUGCAUACAACUUCGUCUCCUAUUCAAACUACUACCACAACAACAACUACUACAACAUCGUCUUCUUCAGAGGAAAUACCUCCUACUGAACCUCCAACCGAGCCUCCCACAGAGCCACCAACUGAGCCUCCCACAGAGCCACCAACUCAACCACCAACUGAGCCUCCAACUGAGCCUCCAACUGAACCUCCAACAGAGCCACCAACUGAGCCUCCCACAGAGCCUCCAACAGAACCACCAACAGAGCCUCCAACUGAACCUCCAACUGAGCCACCUACAUCUCCUCCGACUCAGCCACCUACUCCACCUCCAACUCAGACACCUACUCUAAUUCCAAUACCACCUACAAAACCCCCAACCGAACCCCCUACUCCACCCCCGACUCAGCCACCAACUCAGCCACCAACUCAGCCACCAACUCAGCCACCAACAACACCUCCGACUGAACCUCCAACUCAACCACCUACUACUCCUCCAACUGAAACUCCAACUCAACCACCAACUCAACCACCAACUCAACCACCUACUACACCUCCUACUGAGCCUCCAACUCAGCCACCAACUCAGCCACCUACAACACCUCCAACUGAGCCACCAACUCAACCACCAACUCAACCACCUACUACACCUCCUACUGAGCCUCCAACUCAACCACCAACUCAGCCGCCUACAACACCUCCGACUGAACCACCAACCCAGCCACCAACUCAACCACCUACUACACCACCAACAGAUCCUCCAACCCCAUCUCCAAUAAGGCCUACACCACCUGUAGUG